AGAUUGUGAAGAAGCGCAGUCGCAGGAUGUGUCGGCAGUGUGAUGCGUGCCUUCGCGAAGACGACUGUGGCACAUGUGACUUCUGCGUGGACAAGCCCAAGUUUGGUGGCAGCAACAAGAAAAAGCAGAAAUGUCGCUUACGCCAGUGCAAGCUUCAGUCAAGGCUUCAUGGUCAAAGAGGAAAUAUCGUGCAGGGAAUGCGAAAUCCAUCCCUUCCACGGAGAAGGAGAGAUGUGAAGCCCAAGCUCAAGAAGCGCGGGAGACCGCCGAAAAAACAGAAACUCAGAAGCAACCCCUGGGAGGAUGUUGACGAAGUGUCUUAUAAGGAUGAGGAUGACAAAGAAGACUUGAGGCGUUAUAAGAUGAAAGGCAGAAGAAAAGGAGGAAAGAGGAAAUGGAAGUACAGUUUUAAGGAAGAAGAGGAAGACAUGUUCAUUGAGGCCGUGAUUGAGGAAGACGGAGCGUCCAACACAGAGGAGAAUCCUGAAAUUUUGGGCAAUCAGAGGUCAGCGAUGGUGUCUAAUGAGAUUCACUCAAACACGUCUGGACUCAGUGCUCAGGGAUUAUACUACAACAUGUCAGGUGUGCCGAUGGCUCCUUACGUGCUCGGAUCAGUACCUCUGUGUAACAGCAAUCCAGCGCCGAUGGGUGAGGUGACCAGCUCUCUGCCGAUGGGGGACGAUGGGACUCAGAACGGGUUUCUUCAGAUUGAGAUGGUGAGAGUGGGAUCACCACAGUCACAUUACACAGAAGAAGCUCAGGACACAGAACAACACGUGUCAGAACAACAACAGGAGCCCACGCCGGUGAUCACUCACAUCUUCAGUCUGGUGGGAGGAGAGGACGACCGAGACCAAGGCCUGAUGGAGCUGUUCACUUCCCUAGGCCAGACCGUGCUGCCUGCUCACUGGGUGGGAGUCAUGUCCAAAGGCCCCAUCCUCCAGCUCCUGCAGUGCUCCAAAAUCUCCACCAUGGCUGACACGGUGGUCCAGAUCGAGAAGGGCUACUUCUACCAGGUCAGUGUCCAGAACCAGCCUCUCCUGCUCAUGCACGCUGUCUACUCACGUCACCCCACCUGCCUCGAAUCGGUCGAUGACGUGGUGUCGCUCUUGCUGGAUUUGGAAGGGCUGGGUGUGUGUCAGGGCUACCAGAACUUCCACAUGGGCUCACCGCGGGAGCCUAGAAUGAGCGUGAGAGCGGCUCUGUGCGAUUUACUCAUUCCCAAGGACGAGGAACAGUGUCCAAAAUGCACACAUGCUGUGGAGGGUUGAGCAGCUGUGUGAGAAUCGACUGUAAACAAGAAUCCUCCUCCACCAGCUUUGAAGCUUAUAGCGCAGAAAGAACUGUUUCUGACCUCAUGAUGAACUGACAUAAAAAAUGGUGCUUUUUCAUGUAAUUUUUUUUUUAAGAAAGAAGUUAAUGAUUCAAAAAAGGACCUGCAAAACACCGAGUUUUACUGAAAUCCCUUUUUUUUCUCGUUGCUUUCCAUUUGGGAUUAGGACAUAAAUACAUUCAGCUCUCAUUUAAACUACCUCUUCAUUAUUUUAUGAAACAAUUUUAACCUUAAACCUCCCACGUGCCCUUACUGACUCAGAAGUUUUGUGAACAAGUUUAUUGUUGUACAAUGAGAAGCAUGGAAGCUUGUUUCCGCCAUAGGAUAAAAAAUACAAAAAGUUAUUUUUAUCUCACAAUGCAGACUUUUUUUUCUUGUGAUCGCAAGAUAUAAAAUCUGAAUUUCAAGAUAUAAACU
Molecule: messenger RNA, 1750 nt
Organism: Carassius carassius (crucian carp)
Lineage: Eukaryota; Metazoa; Chordata; Actinopteri; Cypriniformes; Cyprinidae
Exons: 5
Coding region: 27-1271 (414 amino acids)
Molecular function (GO): DNA binding; zinc ion binding
Source: RefSeq, a predicted model, not a curated record